AUGAAUCGGACGUCAACGAUUUCGGACAAGACUGUCAAGAUUUGGGAUGCAAAGAGUGGCAAGAGCACUCUGACGCUCUCUGGCGCCAUGCAGGGCAUCAUGUGCGUUUCCUUCAACACCAAGGAUGACUUGAUUGUGGCAGGGUCCAACGACAACGCCACGCGUGUCUGGAGCUCUCAAACAGGCCGACUUCGGCACACACUCACUGGACACUUGUCCAAAAUCUUUGCUACCCGAUUCGUUGGUGACUCGAGCAAAGUUAUUAGCGGCAGUCAUGACCGAACCAUCAAAAUUUGGGAUUUGGCGAAAGGCUAUUGCAUCAAAACCAUCUUUUCCUUCUCGAGCUGCAACGACGUCAUUCUGGGUGAUGACAGCGGCACGGCGCUCGUGAGUGGCCAUGUAGACAAUCACAUUCGAUUCUGGGACAGCCGUACUGGCGACUGCACCAGCGAAAUCACUGGCAUCCACACCGGCCAAAUCACUUCGCUCGCAGUUUCUACCGAUCGUCGAGUCGUGCUCAGCAACUCUCGUGACAACACCAUGAAACUCAUCGAUGUUCGAAUGCUUCAGGUGGUGAACACAUUAUUCCACGACAGCUAUCGACCGGGUGUCAACUGGUCGAAGGCUUGCUUCAGUCCCGAUGGGCGGUACGUUGCCGCGGCAAACGGCGACGGUUCCGUUCUCUUCUGGAAUUUGACCACUGGAAAAAUGGAAAAGACCUUCAAGGAGCACCCCAACAAUUGUAAUGCGGUGGCAUGGCAUCCUGCAGGGCAUCAAGUCAUUAGCUGCGACAAGGACAAGAACGUUGUUGUCUAUGAGUAG
Molecule: messenger RNA, 822 nt
Organism: Capsaspora owczarzaki ATCC 30864
Lineage: Eukaryota; Filasterea; Ministeriida; Capsasporidae
Product: WD40 repeat-containing protein
Exons: 8
Coding region: 1-822 (273 amino acids)
Biological process (GO): autophagosome assembly
Cellular component (GO): autophagosome membrane
Molecular function (GO): protein binding
Source: RefSeq, a predicted model, not a curated record